CAUACUUCAUCAUUAAAUUAGCUCUCGGUUAUUUCACUUUUCCGGUAAUCGAAGCGGUGGGACGGGGAGAGCUUUGGAUCCCAAAAUUAGGCACUGAGUCUUAUAUAAAUGAACACAGCAUUUCAUUUCAAUCCAAAUCACAGAGAUGAACAGAUUGAAGCUAAUGGAGAAGUCACAAUCGCCUCCCACCAUGGACCGCCGUUGACCGAUCUUCUUCAUAUCGCUCUCACUUUGAUGAUUUUCAAUGGAUUGCACCAAUACCUAUCUGAUCAAAGAGACAAGUGGAGGCUCAGAAGAUCAAGAAUCUGGAAACAGUCUGAAUCGCUUCCUUGAACUUCCUGAAGAUGUAAUUGCUAACAUCCUUCAUCGAUUGGGCGCUUAUGAAAUUCUGAAAAAUGCACAAAGAGUAUGUUCUUUGUGGAGAAAAAUCUGCAAAGAUCCGUCCAUGUGGCGUUUCAUUGAUAUGAAACAUCUGGGUCGCUAUGGGUACUUUGGUGAUGUGCGCAACAAAUACCUUGAAACCAUGUGUCGUCAGGCAGUCGAUAUGAGCCAAGGGCAAUUGACUGAACUUCACAUUGAUCAUUUUGCUACAGAUCAACUGCUCCAUUACAUCUCUGAGAGAUCAAGUAUGCUAAAGUCCCUUCAACUCAGGGGUUGUGAUGAAGUAGGGAUUGGUUUCAUUGAAGCGGCUAAAACUUUUCCUCUACUCGAAGAACUUCACUUUGUGUACGUCUUAGGUGUUCGCAACUACAUCGAAGCUAUUGGCCAGUCCUGCCCGAAGUUGAAGUCAUUCACAUUGAGCUCGUCAGACUACAUAGGUGGUCCUCUGUAUGGAUAUGGUGAAUGCAACGACAAUCUUGAAGCACUAGCAAUUGCAAAAACCAUGCCUGGUUUGCACCACCUGGAAAUAAUAUGACAAAUGAGGGCCUGCAAGCCAUUCUUGAUGGGGGUGUCCUAAUCUAGUGUCUUUGGACAUACGGAGAUGCUACAAUGUGAAUCUGCGCGGAGAGAUUGGUGAGAGAAUCGCUGCAAAAAUAAAAGAUUUCAAAUGCCCGAAUGAUCCAGUGGAAGGUGGUUCUAAUUGGGAUGCUGAUCCUUUUUAUUAUGAAGAUUAUAGUGAUGAGUGUGACGAAACCCCAUACAUGGACUGCUCUUCUGAUUAUGACUACUUAUUUGGUGACUCCAUUUAUGAAUUUGAUUAUUAAUUUCUCUACUGGUUGGGGGUCAGAUUUUUUUUUUAAAUUUUAAUAUUAGCCGAUUAAGUUGUAACUCUUCUUUGCAAGGUUUAGACGCUUUUUGAUGAUGA
Cuscuta campestris is the source of this 1306-nucleotide messenger RNA. Lineage: Eukaryota; Viridiplantae; Streptophyta; Magnoliopsida; Solanales; Convolvulaceae. The record is from the annotation of a GenBank genome assembly.